AUGCCCCCGCUAGCCCAGCUGUGCGCACUCGCUCUGCAGUACCGCUGUGACCUGAGCCAAGAGCUGGACCAGAACAUUCGCUCGUGUUUUCACAGUAGCCGAGUUCCGAGCAUCUCUCUCUGGGACUACGUACGUCGUUUUGCGAAGUACUCCGUCUGUAGCGAGGAGUGCUUUAUCUUAGCGAUGGUUCUGAUGGAUCGGUAUGUUUGUAAAACGAAAAUUCCGAUCACCCUUCGCAACGUACAUCGGCUCUACAUCACUGCCAUGACGCUGAGUGUGAAGCUACGCGAUGACUCAUAUUACAGCAAUGCUUACUAUGCUAGCAUUGGUGGUGUGGUGAAUGCUGAGCUAAAUGUGUUGGAGCUAGAGUUGCUUGAUAUUGUGCAGUGGUUCACGUGGGUGGAGAGGUCCGUGUACGAUGCUUAUGUGUGUCGACUAGAGGCACUUUUCGGCGAUGCGUUGCCCAAGCGAAUGGAAGCAUCGCCGUCUCGGUAG
Messenger RNA from Leishmania braziliensis MHOM/BR/75/M2904, 495 nucleotides. RefSeq names its product putative CYC2-like cyclin. Gene Ontology annotation, molecular function: protein kinase binding. The transcript has a single exon. The coding region runs from base 1 to 495 and encodes 164 amino acids. The record is from RefSeq and is a predicted model, not a curated record. Gene Ontology annotation, biological process: regulation of cyclin-dependent protein serine/threonine kinase activity. NCBI's taxonomy places the organism in Eukaryota, Euglenozoa, Kinetoplastea, Trypanosomatida, Trypanosomatidae.